CUCUGAUUUUGGACGUGGAGAGUGGACGGACUGACGAGGAUUCUUAGCGUUUCUAUUUCUAGGGCUUUCUGUUUCGUUCGGCAAUUCUCGCUACACGCCUGGGGUUUUUAUCUUUAUUUUUAUUUUAUUUGGUUUGGUUUGGUUAAGGAAAGAAAUAAAAGAGGGGAAAUUUGAAGAUUAUUGAUUCGUCAGACGCUGGGUGUAUGUGGUAUGGUUUUUCAUGUUUUUUCAGAUCUGUGUUGAGUUUUGGGUUUAUAAAAGGAGAUAUAGUUGCUUUGCUUGAUUUUGUUUUUCAAUUUUCUGUAUUUGUUUGCUGGUGUAUUGAAUAUGGGGAUUUAGGUCUUGUUCUUGUUGUUGAGAAAACUAUAAUAUUGGGGGAGUUUGUUUGGGUGGUUAGGGUUUGGGUACUUGCUAUUUGUCCACGAAUUCAAAUAAUUAUACAUUUAUGGCUGCUGGAAAACGUGGUGGUUACAGAGAAAAUGAAUAUAGGGGCCGCGAGAGUGAAGUUGAGAUGUCGAAGAUGGAAAAUGGGUAUAGAAGAGGGGAUUUUGAACGGGUUAGGAAUGGAGCUCGGGACUAUGAAAGAGGUCAGCUACGGGCUCGGGGUCGAGCUGGCUGGGAAGCCAGGGGCAAGCUCAGACAAAAGGAUGCCAAAGAAAUGAAUGGUGGAUGCCACUCCACUUCCAGUCGAAGUGAUUCUGGAAAUAGUGGUGGUGAACCAAGGAAAUGUGAGGCUGCAGUAUUAGCUGUGGAUCGAGAGCCUGGGGAGCUUUAUAGCGAUGGGUCUGAUGAGGCAGUUGAUUCAGGAGCUCAAGCUAGUAGAGAAACUGAUUCUAAAACUAUGGAGACUUCUAGCCAUUUAUCUACUCUCCAGACCAGGAAGCGGAAGUUCUCGCCUAUUAUUUGGGAUAGAGAUGAUAGGGAGACAAGUAGAGCUAUCAAAAGUAGGAGUACUUUGGAUACUGAUCCUAUCAAUGAAUCGCCAGAAUUGGUUAAGUCUAAUCACGACUCGCCUCAGCUUAAACCUAGUGCAAAUGAGAAGGCUUCAGCCACAGAUGAUGAUGAGAUUAAUGAUGGUGGGGUUAAUUUAGAAGAAUCACCUUCUAUUGUUGACUUGAGAUCUGGAACAGCUGAAGUCCCUUCGGAAACAUAUUCACAGCAAUCUGAAGGAGAUCAGCGGGUUAAUAGCGUGGAAACGGGGACAGUUGAUGAAGAUGAUUAUCCACCCACACGAACCAUAGUAUCUUCUCGUUGGGCUAGUGAUGCUGAGUCUCCAGCUGAUGAAGGUGAGAUUUCUGACUAUGAAAAGAUGCCUAAACUGAGGAGCAAGUCCAGUUCAGAGUUAGGUGAUACAAGGGAACAUAGUAAAUCAAUAAGUCCAGAAAUCAGGCAGGUCAGAAGAGAAGGUUCUGAAACGACUAGAGGGAGGUCCUCAGGGUCGGUGGAACACAUUAGGUCUUCCAGUAGAGAUAGUUACCAAGAAAACGAUGACAUCAAUGACUACAUGGAGACUGAUGAUAAUCACAAUCAUGAUGGUGCUAGCAUCAAUGAGUCUGAAACUGAGUCUGAGGACUAUCCUGAUUCUCCUAUUACACCGGAUCCAGCACAACCCCCGCAAAGGAGUGUGAAUAUGCUUCAAGGAUGCAGAAGUGUUGAUGAGUUUGAGAGACUCAACAAGAUAGACGAAGGUACUUAUGGGGUCGUGUUUAGGGCCAGGGAUAAGAAGACUGGAGAAAUUGUUGCUUUGAAGAAGGUGAAGAUGGAGAAAGAGAGAGAAGGGUUUCCCUUAACGUCACUCCGGGAAAUAAACAUUCUUCUAUCUUUUGAUUACCCCUCGAUUGUGGAUGUGAAAGAAGUGGUUGUGGGCAGCAACCUUGACAGCAUAUUUAUGGUAAUGGAGUACAUGGAACAUGAUCUUAAGGCAUUGAUGGAGACUAUGAAGCAACCUUUUAGUCAAAGUGAAGUUAAAUGUCUGAUGAUUCAGCUUUUAGAAGGUGUCAAGUAUCUCCACGAUAACUGGGUGCUUCACCGGGAUCUAAAGACAUCCAAUUUGCUCUUAAACAAUCGUGGUGAGUUGAAGAUUUGUGACUUUGGUCUAGCUCGUCAGUAUGGCAGUCCAUUGAAACCAUAUACCCAUUUGGUAGUCACCCUUUGGUACAGGGCGCCAGAACUUCUUUUGGGAGCCAAACUAUAUUCCACGGCAAUAGAUAUGUGGUCUCUGGGGUGUAUUAUGGCUGAGCUAUUAUCAAAGGAACCACUAUUCAAUGGGAAGACAGAGGUUGAGCAACUGGACAAGAUAUUCAGGAUCCUUGGCACUCCAAAUGAGACAAUCUGGCCUGGGUUUUCAAAACUUCCGGGAGUCAAGGUGAACUUCGUCAAGCAUCAGUAUAACCUAUUAAGGAGGAAGUUCCCAGCAACUUCUUUCACCGGGUCACCUGUUCUCUCUGAUGCUGGAUUCGACCUCUUGAACAGGCUUCUGACAUACGAUCCUGAUAAGCGUAUCAGUGCUGAAGAAGCUCUCAAUCAUGAAUGGUUCCGCGAAGUUCCUCUUCCAAAGUCAAAGGAGUUUAUGCCUACUUUUCCUGCUCACCAUGCACAAGACAGGCGUAUGCGAAGAGUAAUGAAGAGCCCCGACCCAUUGGAAGAGCAACGGAGAAAAGAGUUGCAACAAGGAGAACUGGGCACUGCUGGUCUCUUUGGUCAAUAGGCAUCAUUUUCAUGUUGUAUUAAUACACAGUUGUGAAGUUCAAAUUCCCAGCCUGAAAUUGGAAUUUAGAUUCUUAAUUUAA
Molecule: messenger RNA, 2789 nt
Organism: Salvia hispanica
Lineage: Eukaryota; Viridiplantae; Streptophyta; Magnoliopsida; Lamiales; Lamiaceae
Product: cyclin-dependent kinase G-2-like
Biological process (GO): regulation of mitotic cell cycle; protein phosphorylation
Cellular component (GO): nucleus
Molecular function (GO): protein serine/threonine kinase activity; ATP binding
Source: RefSeq, a predicted model, not a curated record